CAAGGGUUUCGGGAGCGGAGAAUGGAGGCGCCCGAGCGCGGCUACAGCGAUGGUGGCUACGAUCGCCGGGGCAGCGGCGCCCGCCCGGAGAGGUACGAUAACAGUUCAUUCUCUUCUCAGGGAGGAGGAGGAGGAGGAGGAGGAGGAGGGGGGGCGCCGGGCUAUGGUGGGAGCUUCCAAAGCAGUGGCUAUGGCGGGGGUUUUAGCAAUCGAAACGAAGGAAGAGGUGGAUUUGAUCAAAAGGGGGGAUUUGAGCAGGGAAGGCAGUACGAGCAGCAGGGAAGGGGUGGAGGAUUUGAUCAGGGGAGACAGGGGGGAUUCGAUCAAGGAAGAGGAGGAGGAUUUGAUCAGGGCAGGCACGGAGGAGGAGGAGGAGGAGGAGGAGGCGCAGGAGCAUACGACCAGGGAAGACAGGGUGGAGGAGGAGGAGGGGGAUUUUCUCGACAAGAAGUCUACGAUCAACGAGGUCCGGGAGGAGGAGGAGGAGGAUUUGGGAGGCAAGAAGGCGGGUAUGAGCAAGGACGGGGAAGAGGAGGAGGAGGCGGAUAUGGUGGCCGUGGCGGAGAUGGGGGCCGAGGCCGAGGCGCACGAGGUCCUCCCAUGGGAGGCCGAGAUGGAGACUGGCUGUGUCCCAACCCGAGCUGUGGCAAUGUCAACUUUGCGAAGAGGACCGAGUGUAACAAAUGCAAAGGUCCAAAGCCAGCAAAUGCUGGGAGCGACUUUGGUGGUGGUGGCGGUGGUGGUGGAAGAGGCCGUGGCUAUGGCGGCGAUAACAACUAUAGAGGCGGUGGUGGUGGAAGAGGUGGUGGCGGCGGCGGUGGCGGGCAGCACCACCAUCCGGAAGAGCAGGGAAACGACGAAGUGAAAGUAAAGCAGUGCGAUGAGAACUGCGGGGAUAAGUGCGAGAACACUCGGAUUUACAUCUCGAACCUCCCGCUGGACGUCCAGAUCGAGGAGCUAAGAACGCUGUUUGGAGGCAUCGGCCAGGUCGCGAGGAUAAAGCAAAGGCGCGGCUACAAGGAUCAGUGGCCCUGGAACAUCAAGCUCUACACUGACGACGGUGGAAACAACAAGGGCGAUGGCGUUCUUUGCUACGAGGAUCCAUCCGCGGCCCAUGCCGCCGGUGGCUUCUUCAAUGGCUACAACCUCAGAGGGAACGAGAUCAAAGUCUCCAUGGCGGAAAAAUCCGCUCCGCGACCCGAGAGAAGCAGCGGUCGUGGUGGCGGCGGAGGAUAUAGAGGUGGCGGCGGCGGUGGCGGUGGCGGUGGCCCGGAUAGACGAGACGGUGGAGGAGGGCACAGAAGUCGACCGUAUUGAGAGAACACACAGGAGGAAGUUUUCUCUUCUUUUUUCAUAGUUCUUUGGUUUGGAUGGAUUUGCAUUCUACUUGUUUUUGUACGAUGCUCUCGGAUAUUCCCGGGGAUGGCAUAUGCUGGGCA
Messenger RNA from Selaginella moellendorffii, 1439 nucleotides. RefSeq names its product transcription initiation factor TFIID subunit 15b. The transcript has a single exon. Gene Ontology annotation, molecular function: RNA binding. Bases 22 to 1317 code for a protein of 431 amino acids. Lineage: Eukaryota; Viridiplantae; Streptophyta; Lycopodiopsida; Selaginellales; Selaginellaceae. The record is from RefSeq and is a predicted model, not a curated record.